AGCCUCGCCUCGCCUCGUCUCGUCUCCAUUUUGCGGGUUGUGCUGCGCGUUGGUGGCCGGAGGCGGCUCCAGAUUGCCGGCGGUUUUCCAGAAUGUCAUACCCAGGAUAUCCUCCGUCUGGCUACCCUGCUUUUCCUGGUUAUCCUCCUACAGGGCAAGAGUCUGGUUAUCCACCUGCUGGUCAGUAUCCUUACCCUGCUGUGCCUGGCGGCUUCCCACCCAUGGGAGGUGGUGCAUAUCCUGCUGCACCACCAGCUGGUGGCUUCCCGGGAACUGCAGGAUACCCCCCUGCACCUGGUGGGUAUCCCUCUGCACCUGGUGGAUAUCCUGGGGCUCCUCAGCCUGGCGGGAUGCCAACAUAUCCUGGAGGUGCUGGGUUUGGAGCACCCUCUAACGGCUCUGGCUUUGGCUACCCACAGCCUCCAUCCCAAAUGUAUGGUGGAGGUGGACCAGCACAAAUACCAGCUGGAUAUCCUGGUGGACAAACACCUACACCAACACCUCAGCCUGCAGCAAUGACUCAGAGUAUGCAAGGCACAAUUCGACCAGCUCCUAACUUUGAUGCAGGGAGAGAUGCUGAAAUUCUGCGCAAGGCUAUGAAGGGGUUUGGAACGGAUGAACAAGCAAUCAUUGAUGUUGUAGCCAACCGCUCCAAUGGACAGAGGCAACAAAUUAAGGCUGCUUUUAAGACUAUGUAUGGCAAGGAUUUAAUUAAAGACCUGAAGUCAGAGCUAAGUGGAAAUAUGGAAGAGCUGAUCCUUGCAUUGUUCAUGCCAAGUACUUACUAUGAUGCCUGGAGUUUACGGUAUGCAAUGAAGGGUGCCGGGACACAGGAAAACGUGCUGAUUGAGAUUCUCUGCACAAGGACAAACCAGGAGAUUCAAGAAAUAGUCAGGUGUUACAAGACUGAAUUUGGAAGAGACAUUGAGCAUGAUAUUCGGGCCGAUACGUCAGGACACUUUGAACGGUUACUUGUGUCUAUGUGUCAGGGUAAUCGGGAUGAGAAUCAAACUGUAGAUUACCAAAAAGCUCAACAGGACGCUCAACGCCUUUACCAAGCUGGUGAAGGGAAACUGGGUACAGAUGAGUCCUGCUUCAAUAUGAUCCUGGCAUGUAGAAGCUUUCCCCAGCUGAAAGCCACAGUGGAAGCCUACUCUCAGAUUGCUAACCGUGAUUUAUUAAGCAGCAUUGGCCGGGAGUUUUCAGGAAAUGUAGAACGCGGCUUGAAGGCUAUCUUGCAAUGUGCUCUGAAUCGCCCAGCCUUUUUUGCAGAGAGACUUUAUCAUGCCAUGAAAGGAGCUGGCACAGAUGACUCUGCCCUGGUUAGAAUUGUAGUCACCCGCAGCGAGAUUGAUCUUGUACAAAUCAAACAGAUGUUUGUUCAGAUGUUCCAGAAGACUUUGGGCACAAUGAUAUCAAGUGACACAAGUGGAGACUACAGGCGCUUGCUUGUAGCCAUUGUUGGUCAAUAAAGAGCCCUGUCAGACAAAGAAAAUGGAACAAGAGCUGCUUAGGCGAAGAGCCCAACUAUCACUGCAUUAUAAGAGUAUGUUAUCCUAGACAAUGCAAAUAAGUAUGCUUUGGUUGAUUGGAAGGGCUUUUGUUUUGCACAAAUAAUUGCCUUAAUUUAGCACAUCAUGUACUUUACAAUGUAAAUUAAGACACGUGCUGUCUGAGUUGUC
Elgaria multicarinata webbii is the source of this 1682-nucleotide messenger RNA. RefSeq names its product annexin A7 (gene ANXA7). Gene Ontology annotation, cellular component: cytoplasm; nucleus. Lineage: Eukaryota; Metazoa; Chordata; Lepidosauria; Squamata; Anguidae. The transcript is spliced from 13 exons. The record is from RefSeq and is a predicted model, not a curated record. Bases 93 to 1472 code for a protein of 459 amino acids. Gene Ontology annotation, molecular function: calcium ion binding; calcium-dependent phospholipid binding.